This is a messenger RNA of Loxodonta africana (African savanna elephant), 957 nucleotides long. Its product is annotated as olfactory receptor 4Q3-like. Gene Ontology annotation, molecular function: olfactory receptor activity; G protein-coupled receptor activity. The transcript has a single exon. Bases 16 to 957 code for a protein of 313 amino acids. Lineage: Eukaryota; Metazoa; Chordata; Mammalia; Proboscidea; Elephantidae. Gene Ontology annotation, biological process: G protein-coupled receptor signaling pathway. The record is from RefSeq and is a predicted model, not a curated record. Gene Ontology annotation, cellular component: plasma membrane.
GGUAUUCUUGGCUUGAUGAAAAAUGGAAAUGAUUCGAAGGUGUCAGAAUUUGUUCUCCUGGGUCUGUCAUCCUCUUGGGAGCUGCAACUAUUUCUCUUCUCACUAUUUCUGAUGUUUUACAUGGCUAUUGUCCUGAGAAAUCUAUUGAUAGUGGUGACAGUGUGGGCUGAUGCCCAUCUGUUCCAAUCUCCCAUGUACUAUUUUUUGGGCCAUCUCUCCUUCAUUGACUUAUGUCUGAGCUGUGUUACUGUGCCUAAGAUGUUAGGAGAUUUCCUAAGACAGGCCAAAACCAUCUCUUUUUCAGGGUGCCUGGCCCAGAUCUACUUCCUCCACUUUCUGGGAGCCAGUGAGAUGUUUCUGCUGACAGUCAUGGCCUAUGAUAGGUAUGUUGCCACCUGUAAUCCUUUGCACUACGUGACUGCCAUGAACCGCCAGCUAUGCCUUUGGUUGGCUUCUGCUUGCUUGUGUGGUGGCUUCAUCCAUUCCAUCACACAGGUAGUACUGGUCAUCCAGCUGCCCUUCUGUGGUCCCAAUGAACUGGACAACUUCUACUGUGAUGUCCCACAGGUCAUCAAACUGGCCUGCAUGAACAGCUAUGUAGUAGAGGUGCUGAUGGUCUCCAACAGUGGUUUGCUAUCUCUCAUCUGCUUCUUGGUCUUGUUAUUCUCCUAUGCUGUCAUCCUGAUGACCCUGAGGACUUGCUUCUGCCAGGGCCAGAGCAAGGCACUUUCUACCUGUGCCUCUCACCUAACAGUGGUCAGUCUGAUCUUUGUGCCGUGUGUAUUCAUUUACUUGAGACCUUUCUGCAGUUUCUCCGUGGAUAAGGUAUUUGCUAUAUUUUAUACAGUGAUCACACCUGUGUUGAACCCCCUCAUCUACACACUUAGAAAUACUGAUAUGAAAACAGCUAUGCAGAAGCUGAGAAAAAAAGCACAUGGCAUUCUGCUGCUUUGUUGA